Molecule: messenger RNA, 819 nt
Organism: Symbiodinium pilosum
Lineage: Eukaryota; Dinophyceae; Suessiales; Symbiodiniaceae
Source: the annotation of a GenBank genome assembly
AUGCACAUUGUCGAGCCCGAAUACAGCCAAAAGUGGCGAGCCUUCAAGGAGGCGUGGGAGCUGCGUACCAAAAAUCACCUCUCCUUGGAGGAUGAGCUGGUCUUCAUGCGCUUUCACUUCCACUUCUUCCAGGAUGUGGCGGCCACGCAAGCUUUGGCAUCUGGUGCAGCUCCUCAGUUGAGCGUUGGAUCUGCAAGUGCCGGUGGCGGCCGAAAGCGAAGAGGUGCUGGGGCCUCCCGUCUAUCCUCAGGGAUGGUGAGCACUGAAAGCCUCGUUGCAGCCAUGAGUCCAAAGGCUUCGAAGACAGGGUUGGAGUCACUUCUUGGCGAGGAGGGCGUGGACCUGACGUUUCCAGAACUUGGACGCAGGACAUCUCAACGAAGAAAGGUAGAGCGCAAGAAGCUGGACAAGGUGGAUGAUGCAGACGUUAGAUCCUCCAGGCGCCUCCAAGGCAAUUCUCUGUUCUUGUUGGUUCGAUACGGAUCUGCCAAGAACUGGACUUUCCCGAAGGCAGAUCGGCUGCAUGGCCACACAAUGCGAGAAACUCUGCUAGAAUUGGCAGAGCAACAGCUUGGACAAGAAUUUGCGCCGUACUUGGUGGGUGCCUGUCCCUUCACGUACCGAAAGCGCCUGAGCACCCAACACUCGGGCAUUCAGGGCCGGAAAAUCUUUUACUAUCGAGCUCGGCUAGUUCCAGGGUCAGAGCAACUUGUCUGCGAAUUUGCCGCCACUAGAACUUCCGAAUGUCAGCAUCAACCGAAAGGGGUGGCGUGCUGGGGGCCUCAAUCUUUUCUGGAGGGGUUGGGGUGUGUGUCUUGA